AUUCGCUUUUGCACCAUUCAUUCCCUUUGGCAACUUUGUUGUUCGCGUUUUGUGUGGUUCGUACCCCCGAGAGACACGUUCCGGCUUCUGCAGCGCGCACCCCCGUUGGCUUGUUCGUUUUCGCCUGCAUUUCUCUGCAGGCAAACUUGAAGCGUUCUUCCUCAACGUUUAGAAACUUCUUCAUUCCCCGCUCUUUCCAAGAUGGCAUCCGAGACGCCCGCCGCCCCCGUCCUCGGAGAGGAACAGCAGGUGCCCGCCACCCAAGAAAGCGCCUCUGCCGCGCCACACGUGGAAGGCCAGGAGGCCGCUGCGCCGGUGGCUCAGGAAACCGUCAUGCAGGCAGGUUCUCCCUACCGCGUUGUCGGAACUGGCGAGCUCUCCGACCCGACAGCUGUCCAGGUUGCUGCAGUUAAGCAGCAACAGGCUAUGUACACCGGAUUCGGCCUCCCGUAUGCCCUCAACUCCCCCUCUGCCAUGGCAGUGACUCCUGGAAUGGCUCCGCGCAUAAGCCACCCUCAAACGCCUCUGUACCAGUACCCAGGCGCGCCGGGCGCCAUUCCUUUGACAACUUCUUUCUACAAUGGCCCUACCAGCGUCAGCGGCCCUUGCUACUACGAUCCCUACGGCAUGCUCAACCCCGCUGCGUGCUUUGCGCCUGUGCCUCUCUCCGACACUGACCCGUCUGCGGCUGCCAAGAAGAUCUCCAAGAGCUCCAAGUCACGGGGAUUCUGCUGCUAAGUGCAAAGGGCAUGCGUGCGACGCCGCUGCUCUCCCCAGUUCCUUCGACGUGCUUUCUUCGGUGUCUUUCUCCCUCGCUCUGGCUGCUUGCUCUCCAUGAACUGCAGGGGCACUCGCGGGAAGCAGCGUGCGUCUCAGGCCUUUCGCGUGCAUGCAGGCGCUCCACAGGCAGUUUGGAACCAAGGGCUGUGUGGGGGCGGGAAGGCGGAGACUGCGCUUUGUAGGGUGACCAUCAGAACCGAGACAGGACCAAAACGCACCUUUGGAAAAGGUUCUCACUCGUGCACGAGUUGAGGGAAACGUUUUAUCUGUCUUGCUGUGUCUCAGUAUGUCGACUCGAACUUUUGCGAGGCCACCGCAACCAUGUGGGAAGCGUAGGUAGCCGAGAUAGCGGACGCACAGUCGUCUCUGUGGACCAUGUGCCCUUUGUCGAAUCUGUGUGCAUGCAUCUGUGUAUCGACCUCAACAGCGCGGGAAGAUUCAACUCUCACAGUCCA
Messenger RNA from Toxoplasma gondii ME49, 1235 nucleotides. RefSeq lists its product as hypothetical. The transcript has 3 exons. Bases 202 to 738 code for a protein of 178 amino acids. Lineage: Eukaryota; Apicomplexa; Conoidasida; Eucoccidiorida; Sarcocystidae. The record is from RefSeq and is a predicted model, not a curated record.